Cryphonectria parasitica EP155 is the source of this 369-nucleotide messenger RNA. RefSeq lists its product as uncharacterized. The transcript has 3 exons. Gene Ontology annotation, biological process: protein import into mitochondrial intermembrane space. Gene Ontology annotation, cellular component: mitochondrial intermembrane space. The record is from RefSeq and is a predicted model, not a curated record. Bases 1 to 369 code for a protein of 122 amino acids. Lineage: Eukaryota; Fungi; Ascomycota; Sordariomycetes; Diaporthales; Cryphonectriaceae. Gene Ontology annotation, molecular function: zinc ion binding.
AUGUGCAAACACAUCCUCAAUGCUCAGGUAUCGAUCAGGUCGCCAUGUUGCAAAAAAUGGUUCGACUGCGUUGAGUGCCAUCAGGAGCAAGAGACGCAUCCGCUGUUACAGCGGUUCGAGAUGAUCUUCGCUUGCAAGAAGUGCAAGAAGUGCUUCCGCAAGGACGCCCAGGAGUUUGAGGAGGCCGACGAAUACUGCCCACACUGCGACAAUCAUUUUGUGCUCGAGGCUCUGACGCCCAAGCCAGCACUCAGGGUCGAGGGUGAGGAUGCACGGGUGGACAACAGGAUGUUGAAGGAUGAUCGGGUGAAGCAGCAAGAGCUGAAGACAAUAUUCGACCCUGAUGAAGAUGCGAACAGGCUGGGGUGA